AUGGAGAAGUACUGCCUGGACUCUCUUUCCAACAUCUCAGAACAGCACGGCAUGUUCUGUAACAUCUCGUUGCUAAAUGUCACAGGAAAUGACACUGGAACCAAAUCCAUUGAGGACAGACUACUGGAAGUUCUAGGGCCGAAGCGCUCCCCCGUCUUUCUCCCUAUUACCCUGUUUUACCUGCUCAUCUUCCUCCUGGGCAUGUCUGGCAACCUGCUUACAUGUGCAGUGAUAUUCAAACACAAGAAGAUGCGCACCCCCACCAACCUGUACCUGUUCAGCCUGGCUGUGUCGGACCUCCUGGUGCUCUUCUUCGGGAUGCCCCUGGAGAUCUACGACCUGUGGCAGAACUACCCCUUCCCCUUCGGAGAGGGAGUCUGCUACUUCAAGAUCUUCCUCUUCGAGACCGUCUGCUUCGCCUCCAUCCUCAAUGUGACAGUGUUGAGUGUGGAGAGGUAUAUCGCAGUGGUCCAUCCACUAAAAAUACGCUAUGUUGCCACCAACAAGCAUGCCAAGUGUGUCAUUAGUGCCGUAUGGGUGGUGUCCCUGGUCUGUGCCAUCCCUAACACCUCCCUGCAUGGCAUCUGCUACUUGAAUCUCCCGGAGAAGGUGGCAGAGUCAGCCAUAUGCAGUUUGAUAGGUACCCCGUGGAUCUACAACCUGGUGAUUCUGAUCACCACCGCAUGCUUCUACAUAGUUCCCAUGACGGUGAUCAGCGGGCUGUACCUAGGAAUUGGCAUCAAGCUGGGCAGGGAGCGACACCUCUCCCGGGGGACGAUGAGGAAGAACUGUAGUGCCAACAUUAGCUGGAGAAUCCAUGUGGAGCGAGGGUGCAGGAGACAAGUCACCAAGAUGCCUGGUGAGUUCUGCAUCCCAUUCUAUGUCUAACCAUUGGCAUUGAAAAUGGGUCGUGGAUGGGUAUUCCAGCAUGACAAUGACCCAAAACAGUGUGUGCACCUCCUUUCAGGCAUCCUCUUCUACCUCAGCUCUGCAGUCAACCCCAUUAUCUAUAACCUGCUCUCCACACGCUUCCGGGAAUGCUUCUGGGAUCUCGUCUGCACCCAUACAGAAGACACCACUGCUAGAAAAGACUCCACACCCUCCGCCAAGAUCCUGCUGGUCCCCUCGGGCCCAGUUCCUAACACCCAGGCUAAGCCCAGGGAUCACAACUCCCUCACUCCCCUGUUAUCUCCAACUGGGAACACAGAGAUCACAACACUGACAUGUAAACAUUCCUGCGUGGUAGAUUCUGACUUCACUGCUACGGCUUUUUAA
Messenger RNA from Coregonus clupeaformis (lake whitefish), 1275 nucleotides. RefSeq names its product neuromedin U receptor 3 (gene nmur3). The transcript has 2 exons. Gene Ontology annotation, biological process: G protein-coupled receptor signaling pathway. Gene Ontology annotation, molecular function: neuromedin U receptor activity. Gene Ontology annotation, cellular component: plasma membrane. NCBI's taxonomy places the organism in Eukaryota, Metazoa, Chordata, Actinopteri, Salmoniformes, Salmonidae. The record is from RefSeq and is a predicted model, not a curated record.